CCUGUUGACAGAUUGCCGGUGCCUCUACAAGCAGUUUUGGAGCCAGUUACUAGUAAUGCUCCACGACAGCCAUAUAGCAAGACCAAAGUUAUUGCUUCCGCUGCAAUUAUAUCUCUAGCUGCUUAUAUUACAAACUAUAUUUACCGAAGACGACUCGAAAAUUUUGGCUCUCAAACUAUAUCUCCAUUAUCAGGAACGAGUAGUAAAUUUGACGUUUUCGAGGGUCCAACGCCCGGAAAUAACAAAUAUACCUUGACAGUACCUUAUAAAAAUCGUACCGCGAAAGUUACUAUCCGCCCAACUUCCACUGAAACUUUUAAAAAGCACAAGAAAUUCUUUCCUCCCGUUACUAGUGCUCAAAGAGUUGGAGUAAACAAAGUUUUUUUUAAGCAACUUUCUGCGAUUUUUAAAGUUAUCAUACCAAAAAUCAGAUCAAAAGAAGUUAUUAUCUUGGUGCUACAUUCUAUAUUUCUGGUGUUAAGAACAUGGUUAAGCAUUGUUGUGGCAAAGCUGGAUGGAAGAAUUGUUCGAGAUCUAGUUGCUGCGAAUGGAAAAGAAUUUCUUAAAGGAAUAAUGUAUUGGUUUGCUAUAGCAAUUCCAGCGACAUACACAAAUAGCAUG
Dentiscutata erythropus is the source of this 621-nucleotide messenger RNA. Lineage: Eukaryota; Fungi; Glomeromycota; Glomeromycetes; Diversisporales; Gigasporaceae. The record is from the annotation of a GenBank genome assembly.